Molecule: messenger RNA, 3962 nt
Organism: Microplitis mediator
Lineage: Eukaryota; Metazoa; Arthropoda; Insecta; Hymenoptera; Braconidae
Product: EGFR adapter protein-like
Exons: 10
Coding region: 830-2608 (592 amino acids)
Source: RefSeq, a predicted model, not a curated record
GCCUGGCUCCAAGAGUCAGGCCACGGCCCGUCGUCGUGCGGCACGUACGUCCUGCCUGAAGAAGCAGAAGUAAAACGAUAAAGAGAAGGAGAAGGCCCCGAACAUAUAGGGGACAUAAGUCCCAGACUUUGCUCGACACACUACUCUUCUGAUGAUCAAGCUACUACUCCCGAAUUGCGUGUACUUAUUGCCGUUAUCCGUGUCAUUAGUGAUCAUCCUGGCUUCGUCUCUAUCAUCUUCAGAACCGACGGUAAUGGGUCCCUCUUACAGUUUAACAUUAACUCCGAUUGCUUUGGUUUUUUUUAAUUACUAUCUGUCCAUCAUUACCCGUUUCGAUCAUUGCACCCGCACGUGUCUACAUAUUUCAUCCGUGACAACUUAAGUGACUCCUGACUAAAUCAAUGGAAUUAGAGUGUAUUGAUGCAAAGUUUUCUACUCAGAUAUUGUUUAGUGAUGACAAUAGUUAUUAUCUUUUAAAGUGAAAAGUGAUUGAUCUGUUAAAAUUCAUUAGAGAUUUUAGUUUAAAAAAAUAUUUGCUAGAGGUUUUUAAAAGUUUAUUGUCAAUACGUGAGAAGUAAUUUAUGUGCUAACGACAUUUACAGUUGUGGUAAUAACAUAAUAUUUGAGCCCGCGUAUUUAGUGUUUUUUUAUGGUAACCACAUAAAAAUUGUUGGAUAAUUUAAAAUUACUAUUUUAUGUUUUUACUGUAUUGUAAUAAAAUAAAAUUACAUAAUGAUAUUUUUAAAUCAAUGGUAUAUUAAAUGAAUUCGGAGUAUAUACGAAUUGAAUUGAAUGUGAAGAAAACGAAUAUAAGUGAUGUCUACCUAUUAUGGCAGAACAGUUGUCGAAGAGACAUAAGGCUAAGUAUAUGGGUUCGUUUCCAGUGGCGAGUCCCGAUAUUGCCAAACGAGCAGAGUUUGUUCGUUCACAACUCGAGAAUUUGCGGCACAGCAAUCGGUUUACACCUGUCCUCUUAAUCGUCUCGCUAGCGGGAAUAAAAGUAUGCAGUCCAGAUGGAAAACGGGUGCAAAUGGCCCAUGCGUUGAGACGCAUUUCAUAUGCGACCUGUGAAUUACAACACGCGCAAUUUAGUUUUCUAGCGCGAGAACCACGAGCACACUUUACGAUACAAUACUGUCAUUCUUUUAUCACUGAAUCACCCGAACAGGCUGAAGAAUUAAAUACAAUUGUUGGAAAUGCAUUUCGUAUGGCAUACGUGGCGCAAUUACAGCGCCAGCCAAUUAUCCAAGAUGUGAUCUCGCCUCAGUCAACGACUAUUUAUCGGAAAGAUACACCACAAGAACAAAAGAACGUUUGGAAUAAACCACUGGGAGGUGACAAUAAUUCAAAAGUGAAUAUAGGCAUCAGUGGUGGUGGUGGUGGCGUUGGAGGAGGAGGAGGUGGUGGUGGUAGUGGUGGUUUAGUGGGUGGCUGCAGAAGCCCAUCCUCGAAUUCGUGGCUGAAGAGUCGAACGGCGCCCACGUCUCGUUCUGGAAACGGCACAUCAACAGCGGACAUGAACGUACAGAUCGGUAGUGCCGGCUCGCCCACGCUGCGAAUCCCAACCGUCAAGACACCUAAUUCCAUACCAGGACUACGACCUUCUCACCCAUUUUCCAACGUCCUUGGUCCAAUAACAAACCAAGAUGACCCAAAGAGCAUUUCGCAACAAAGUACGCCGAGCAGUGAUGAAAGUAAUUCACCAACGGAGCUUAACUCGUACAAGAGACUAACAGACAAACCGCCGCUGAUAAAGCGGCUAACAAUGGGUCUUACGGGUGGUGUCUUGGGUCUAAAUACCGAAGACGACAGUUGUCCAUUGGUAAGCGGCAGUAGUACACCAACUAGUCCAACAAAUCGACCGCACUCAGGUGGCUAUAUAAAUGAAGCCAUUAUUGACAACGAGGCUACAAGAACGACUUACAAUAAAAUUCAACUAUCGGACAAUAUCGACAAUACUAUCAAUGUUUCAAUUACCACCAAGAAUUUAAAUAUUGAGAACAACAGGCUAGCACCUGAUAACUCGCCUAAUAGUGGAGAUACUGAUUUUAAAACAAAACGCCGAUCACAAAUAAGUACUUCAAGUAGUUCGGUUCCGGCUGAUGGAAGUACUCACGGCUCGACGCCAACUCCACCGCCACUUCCCGAAAGAACUGAUAGUCUUAAUAAUCGAUGUGAAGAAGGUGAACUUCGAAAAGCGCCUUGGUUCCAAGCUGGUAUUCCUAGGGAAAUAACACUAGAGGUGUUGAGCCAAGAACCGGAAGGUGCUUUCAUGGUUAGAGAGAGUACCAGCAAACCUGGAUGCUAUGCAUUAUCGUUACGUGUACCACGUGACUUUCAACCGAGUGGAAUUGCUCACUAUCUCAUCAUGCGAACAAACAAAGGCUACAAGAUAAAAGGCUUUACUAAGGAAUUCACAACACUAACUGCAUUAAUAACUCAUCAUUCAGUAAUGAAAGAACUAUUACCUUGUCCAUUAUCUUUAAGUCGUUACAAUCCCAGCUUCGUAAAAACGGAUUCAAAUAAAGACUUUGCUGACAUUGAUUCAGAUCCUGACUACAAUACUCUGGCGGAUUUUCGUAAAAUGAUGGCUGAUUUAAAUGUCUAAUAAUAUAAUUAUUAUUUAAUAAACUGUUAAUUGUGAUUAUUAAUUAAAUAUAAAUAUAAAUAUAUAUUGUAAAAGUGAUAAUAAUUAUUGUGGCGAUUUAAGAUUGAAAGUCAAAAAAUAGAUUUUAUUAUUAAUUUAUAAUUUAUAUUAAUUAAAUAUUAGUAUAAACAAAAUAAAAUACGUUCUUGUAUUUUAAAGUCAAGUGAGAAAAUUUUAUUUUUUUAUUUUUAUUUAAAGCUUUGGUUACUCGGAAAUUUUAUUGCAUAUGCAUUAAAAUCACUGCCAUAUACAGUCGAUUAAAAAUCAAUCAUUUAAGAAUAAAGAUAAAUUUUUUUGUGACCAAGUGGAAACUUAAAAAAAAAACAUUUAUAAUUUAAUGUGGUUUCGAUAAAUAUCAUGAUAUAAAUUUAAUGUAAAUGUGUUUAUAUGUAUAUAAAUUAUAAUUAUUGUUAAACAUUGUCAUUUAUUUAAUUAAUAUUAUUAUUUUUAUUCUCAUUAAAAGAGAAAGAAUUAAAAAUAAAUGGAAAAACAAAGUUGGGAUAACAAAGCUUUGAUAUUUUUUUUUUAAACGAUAAAAACUAGAAUGAAAACUAAAAAAAAAAUUUAAUAGAAAUUUCGAUUGAUUUAUUGAAACCUAGUCUUGUACAGAAGUUGUGUGGAUAGUUUAUAUUCGAAAAUAUAUAUUGUAUGAAAAAGUAUAUAUAUAUGACAUAAACAAGGGGCGGAUCAUACGCUUUUAUACGCCAGACUAUCGUAUCUAAAAUAAAAAUGUUGAUAGCGAUAAUUAAAAUCCAUCUGUACGUACGAACGAUACUACAAUUAAAUUAUACAUUUAAAUAAUAAUAUUAUUUUGGGUCAGUAAAUAUUUUAUUGUAUUCAAUAAAAAAAAUAUAAAAUGUAUCCGGGGUGGCCACAAAGAAACGAUUUCAAAAUUCCCUGAUAUUUCCCGGUUUUCCAGUAAAGUUUGUCACAUUUUUUCCCUGAUUUAGGAAUUUUAUUCGUAUCAUUUAGAUAUUUCAAGUUUUUAUUAUAUUUUCAUUUUUAAUGAUUAACCCUUCGUCACCCGCAUCACUUUUUCAUCCUUCGUCACUCGCGCGGUGAGCGCUGCGCCGCCGUGUUAAAUCAAGCGCGCUGUUGCCACAUUUUUCAGAUUGCUAAAUCUAUAUAAAAAAUAAUCUAAAUGAAAUUUUUUUUAAUAAUUAAUUUAUCGAAAUUAAAAAAUAAAAGAUAGAUUUUCCAUUUUGUUUUUAAUUUUUUUUAUUAGGAAUUACUCCGUUUCAAUUAAAAUUAAAUUUUUUUUAAAAACAAUUGUAGUAAAAAAAUCACUUGCUCAUAAAAUUAUUACUCAAAUGUA